UUGAGGACUUCCAACGGUUGCCUCUUCCCUCCACCGGUUCCUUGCCAACUCCGCAUUGCAAUGCCUUAAUGGCACAUUUACGCGAAUACUUGCACGCUGCAGUACCACCUCCGUCGACGGACAGCGGAGUAGCGGUUGUUGAUCUUUGUAACUAUCUUGCGAAGAUCGACCGCGAGUACGCAACGCAACGGUACAUCGACAACGACGCGCCGCUCCACUACAUCCGCAUUCAGAUCGGAAAGGCGACCUGCAGUGCCUUGAUCGAUUGUGGAGCGACUCGCAACUACAUCAGCCAAGACUUCAUGGCACGCGCCGGGCUCGGCCCGCGCCAACUUGGCGGCGCCAAGUACUUCUCGAAACUUGACCUCAAGUCCGAUUAUCACCAGAUCGAGAUUCAGCCAAGAGAUCGGUACAAAACCGCUUUCAAGACGCAGUAUGGGCACUUUGAGUGGAUCGUCAUGCCUUUCGGUCUCACCAAUGCCCCGACUACUUUCCAAGCGGCUAUGACGACGCAAUUCCGCUACUUACUCGACCGCUCCGUACUCAUUUACCUCGAUGACAUCUUGGUUUAUAGUCGGUCGCUGGACGAGCAUCUCGAGCACCUUCGUGCCGUAUUGGAGCGGUUUCGUAUCGCCAAGUACAAGGCAAACCGCGACAAGUGCGAGUUUGCCCAACAAGAUCUGGAGUACUUGGGCCAUUACGUCACGCCACAAGGCAUUCGUCCGCUCGCGGACAAGUUACGAGCUAUUCAAGAUUGGCCGGACCUCAAGUGUACUACCGACGUUCGCUCCUUUCUCGGCUUGGCAUCGUACUACAUACGCUUCGUCAAAGGAUUUCAACGCAUCGCUGCACCAUUGUUGCGACUUCAUUCCCCCUUGGUGCCUUUCGAGUUCAGCGACGAGGCCCGGCAUGCGUUUCACACGCUGAAGAUGGCUUUGCUUCAAGCUCCCGUCUUAAGCAUCUAUGACCCGACGUUGCCUACCAAAGUGACUACGGACGCCUCCAGUUACGGCAUUGGCGCGGUUUUGGAACAGCAUGACGACACAGACAGGCAUCCGGUUGAGUAUUUCAGCCAAAAGAUGUCGCCCAUCAACACUCUUGAUGAUGCGAGGAAGAAAGAACUCCUAGCUUUUGUCAGUGUACUUAAGCGUUGGCGUCACUUUCUCCUCGGGCGUCGGCGAUUCACGUGGGCAACGGACAACAAUCCGUUGACAUACUACAAGACGCAAGACACGGUGAGCAGCACGAUCGUUCGCCACCGGAACAAAGGGCACUAUCAGAUCCCUUACGGUGAGCUGAAACCAUUGCCGAUUCCUCGGCCACCGGGUCUCUCCAUUGCUAUGGAUGUGACCGGUCCUUUCCCUCGUGAUCGCCUUGGUCAUGAUGGUAUUCUCAUGGUUGUCGACCGUUUGAGCAAGUACGCUCGAUUUCUUCCAUGCAAGUAUCAUGCGACGGCUCCCGAGCUCGCACGAUUUUUGCAUACCAGCUGGUUUUGCAGCCACGGCGUUCCGGAAGACAUCGUCAGCGACCGCGACACUCGUUUCAUGUCGGCCUUUUGGACGRCACUCAUGGUGGAAUCCGGCACCAGCAUGAAACCAAGCUCUGCACGACAUCCUCAAAUAGAUGGGCAAACGGAACGUGCGCAUCAGACUGCGCAGAUGAUGCUCCGCACGCUCAUCCGCCCGGAUCAGAAGGACUGGGUUGACUGCCUUCCCGACAUCGAGUUCGCCUACAACACUUCGGUGCACCCGGCGAUUGGCGUGAAUCCAUUCGAGUUGCACCACGGUGGACGGAAAGGACGUAUCUUCGUAGACAUUUUGCUUCCAGGGGCUGCCAAUAUAGACACCGCUUGCUCCCCCGCUUCUACACGGAAGUACAGGGAACUGCUGRCCAAAGCCCACGCAAACAUGCAAAAGGCUCAGGUUUGUAUGCAGCAGCAAGCGAACCGGCAUCACAUCCCAUGUCCAAUUCGCGCUGGCGACCUAGUUUGGGUCGUCCCCGAGGAAUUCGCGCUUGAGCAGGACGUCUCGCGCAAGCUCCUCCCGAAGUGGUUUGGACCAUGGAUGGUCACUUCAGCAGCUGGCGACAACCCCGCGGAUCCAUCAUUCAUCGUUGAGAUUCCCCCGCAUUUGACGGUCCACCCGAUCUUUCACGCUUCAAAGCUGGCAGUUUACACUCCAGCCUCCGCAGCGGACUUCCCGGGCAGACGGUCACAGGACCCUCCUUCAAUGGAUGGUCAUCAGGAGGUCGACCACGUUCUCACGCAUCGCAAGCAUGGCAACAAGCCGAUGCAGUACAAAGUUACAUUCAAGGAAUGCGAUCGGAAUGACACACGCUGGAUCUCAAGAGCUGAUCUGAAGGCGACAACACCACUCAUCUUCGCGCAUUACGAAAAACAGCGACUUGCUAAGGAAGCUGCCCAACCUGCCCGCCCUGUACGGACAUCGGACAGACAGCUUCGCCCUCGCAGUUAGCUCGGUCUUUCAAGGGGGGGAGUGUGUGGCAUACUGAGCCACACGGGC
This is a messenger RNA of Chara braunii, 2522 nucleotides long. Lineage: Eukaryota; Viridiplantae; Streptophyta; Charophyceae; Charales; Characeae. The record is from the annotation of a GenBank genome assembly.